AUAUACGUUUGGUUUGAUGCACUAAUGAAUUACCUAACUUUAAGUGGCAUCUUCGAUGACAAGCGAAAUGUGUUAUGGCCUCCAACAUGUCAGAUUAUUGGAAAAGAUAUUUUGAAAUUUCAUGCUGUGAUAUGGCCAGCGCUUUUGCUUGCAUUGGAUUUGCCGCUUCCGAAACGAAUAUUUGUUCAUAGCCAUUGGCUUGUUGAUGGAAGCAAGAUGUCAAAAAGUAUUGGAAAUGUGGUUGAUCCCUUUGCUGCUGCGGAAUUACUGACGGGCGAAGGACUGAGGUAUUUUUUGUUGCGGCAAGGAACUCCAUACAAUGAUGCCAAUUUCAUGAUCCCCAAAGCUGUAAGUGUCAUCAAUACCGAUCUGGUGAAUAACAUUGGCAACUUGCUUCAGCGUUCGUUGAUUGAGAAACUCAAUCCAAGCAAAAUCUACCCGAUCUUUUAUCCCGAUUCAUUCCAAAGUGACUUACGUGAACUUGGCGAGCCGCUGGUCCACUCACUCAACUGCUUGCCAGGUCUUCUUCGAUCUUUCGUUUAUCCACUUCAAAUACUCCAUUUGUUCGCUUGCUUUCAAAAGCGGGAUUUGCUUGACUAA
Molecule: messenger RNA, 600 nt
Organism: Gongylonema pulchrum
Lineage: Eukaryota; Metazoa; Nematoda; Chromadorea; Rhabditida; Gongylonematidae
Source: the annotation of a GenBank genome assembly